This is a messenger RNA of Rangifer tarandus platyrhynchus (Svalbard reindeer), 251 nucleotides long. The record is from the annotation of a GenBank genome assembly. Lineage: Eukaryota; Metazoa; Chordata; Mammalia; Artiodactyla; Cervidae.
AUGGGGGCCCCACCGUGCGCCGGUCGACCGCCGCCCGGAGGUCCCCGCCGACGCCAGACGACCAUCCCCACAUCCCCCUGUAACGGGGCAGAGCCCUCCCCCACCACCUCGCACACCCCUACGGCAUCCCCCCCCCCCCGGGGACCCUCUCCACUCCCCUCAACCACCGGGACCCCCUACCCGCGCCCGGGUCCCAGGCACCCUUCUCCCCCCACCACCAAGGGCAGAGGGAAGAGGCUCCGACGGGAAGU